ACAUAAAGGUACCUCUGGUGUUGUUGUGUCCACAGAGAGUCCGUAGCGGUGAGUGGAAAGGCUUCAGUGGUAAAAGCAUCACGGACGUUGUGAACAUCGGCAUCGGGGGCUCUGACCUGGGCCCUCUGAUGGUGACCGAGGCUCUGAAGCCGUAUUCAGCUGGAGGACCAAACGUUUGGUUCGUCUCCAACAUCGACGGGACUCACAUGGCCAAGACCCUCGCUCAGCUCAACGCAGAGACCACUCUCUUCAUCAUCGCCUCCAAGACGUUCACCACUCAGGAGACCAUCACCAACGCAGAGUCUGCCAGAGACUGGUUCCUCCAGACAGCCCACGAUAAAUCUGCGGUGGCCAAACAUUUCGUGGCUCUGUCGACCAAUGCAGUCAAAGUGAAAGACUUCGGCAUCGACACCGACAACAUGUUUGAGUUCUGGGACUGGGUGGGAGGUCGUUACUCUCUGUGGUCGGCCAUCGGUCUGUCCAUCGCUCUGCACAUCGGCUUUGAGAACUUUGAGCAGCUUCUGUCCGGAGCUCACUGGAUGGACAACCACUUCCUCAGCGUCCCUCUGCAGCAGAACGUCCCCGUCCUGCUGGCGCUGCUCGGUGUUUGGUACGUCAACUUCUUCCAGGCGGAGACUCACGUCAUGCUGCCCUACGACCAGUACAUGCACCGCUUCGCUGCCUACUUCCAACAGGGCGACAUGGAGUCUAACGGUAAAUACAUCACCAAAGACGGCGUUCGUGUCAACUAUCACACCGGACCAAUCGUGUGGGGAGAACCGGGGACCAAUGGACAGCACGCCUUCUACCAGCUGAUCCACCAAGGUCUAUAUAUAUAUAUACACACACACACACACACACACACACACACUAGUGCUGGGCAACAAUUAACA
Anarrhichthys ocellatus (wolf-eel) is the source of this 893-nucleotide messenger RNA. RefSeq names its product glucose-6-phosphate isomerase-like. Gene Ontology annotation, molecular function: glucose-6-phosphate isomerase activity; carbohydrate derivative binding; monosaccharide binding. The transcript has 9 exons. NCBI's taxonomy places the organism in Eukaryota, Metazoa, Chordata, Actinopteri, Perciformes, Anarhichadidae. The record is from RefSeq and is a predicted model, not a curated record. Gene Ontology annotation, biological process: gluconeogenesis; glycolytic process; glucose 6-phosphate metabolic process. The annotation marks the transcript as partial. Gene Ontology annotation, cellular component: cytosol.